AUGAAUAUAGUGGUAACAAAUUAUGGGAUAUUAAGCAAAAUUUUUAUUAGAAAAUAUUUAGGAAAUAAAAUAAAUACAAUCAAAUGGUCACACAAAAAUAUUUGCACCUAUCAUAUAUAUAUAAAAAGAUAUUAUCAUUUUAAAAAUGGAAGUAAUAUAAAAUGUAAAAAUAAUGGUGUCAUGAAUAAAGAUAUGAAUUUUAUAUGUGAUGAACUGAAAGGAAAAGAUAUAGAUAAUAAUUUUAUGAAUUCAAUUGAUAAUAAUAGUAGUUGUAAUAAUAUUAAUAUUUUAUAUAAAGAUGGAAAUAAUAACGACAAGGUUAAUAUAUCAAAAAAAUGUGUACGAAAAAAAGUUAUAAGAGAUACAGUUAUAAAUAAGAUUAAGGAAAGCACAUUAUCCUUACUAAAUUUAGAAAUAGAAGAAUUACAUUAUGAAGAAUUAAUAAAAUAUAAGAAUAUAAAAAAUGUUGUAGUAAUGAAAAAUAAAUUGAUAAUAUUAAAAUAUCUUAAUAGCUAUUUAUUAAAAAAUAAUAAAGGCAAAUAUUAUAUAUUAAAAGUGUUAAUGUUUUAUAUUGUUAAAGAUAUACAUAAAUAUAAAAACAAUGAAUUAAUAUAUAUAUUAUAUAUAUAUAAAUAUCAUAAUUAUUUAAAUCCAUUUUUAAUAUUACAUAUAAUAGAUAAACUAUGUUGUGAUAAUUAUAUAUAUAAUAUGAAUAUGAAAGAAUUUGUAUUUUUAUUAGAUAUUUUAAACGUGCCACUUGUUAUGACAAAUAAAUUUAUUGAAAGUGUUAUGGAUUAUAUAAAUAUGAAUAAAAAUAAAAUAAUAAAUUGUAAAUAUUAUUUUGAUAUAGCUUAUUUUUUAGCGAACAAUAAUUUGUAUAAUGAAUAUAUAUUUGAUACAAUUUCUAAAUAUUAUACUGAACAUUCUUGUAACUUUGAGUUAUCCAUUUUUUAUAUGUUUAAUAAUGAAAAGAAUAAUAUUAAUAUUAAUAAGAAUAAGAAUAAUUUUCCUAUUAAAGGGAGCUACAACAUAAAUAAUAACAACGUAGACAUAAAAUUAUAUGAAGAAUUAAUAAAAAAUGAUGAUUAUUUAAAUGUUAAAGAAAGGAAUAUGUUAACAUAUGUAGACGGUGAUAAUAGUUUUUGUGACAAUAUAUAUGAUAGUAAUAAUAUUAUAAAUUUUAAGAGAGAAAUACAUAAACAUUUAUAUGUACUAUCUAAAUAUGGAUAUAAGAAUAUACAAAUAUAUAAUAACAUGUUUAAGAUAAUAAUUUUUACAUGUAACCAUUUUAAACCUUUUGAAAUUAGUUCAAUUUUCAAAUCUUUAAAAAAUAUAAAUUAUUUUAAUAUUUUUUUAUUAGAAAAAUUAACUAGUACAUUAAAAAGAAAUAUUAGUCAAUAUAAGACAAGCUUAUUAUUGGACUGUUUAAACACAUUAUCUUUUUUUAAUUACAGAGAUGAUAAUAUUAUAACUACAAUAUUAAUUAAUUUACCAAGGAAUAUAUCAACAUAUACGUCUAAUAAUUUUUUAAAAUUAGUAUAUUUUUUCAAUAAUUUUAUUCCUUUUUCAAUAUAUUUACAAAUAUUUUUAAAUAAACAAAUUUGUAUAUUUUCUUCAUCUUUUGGAUUAUCUCAUCUUAUUUCUUUAUUAAAAAUAUUUACUCAACAAAAUUUAAUAUCUAAUCCUAUUUUAUAUUUGUUAAAAAUAAAAAUUAGUAAAUAUAUUAAAUCAUUAAUAUAUAAUGAUAUAAAAAGUAAACAUAUAAAUGAAAAAGCUUUUGAAACCUUUUCUUCAAUAAAUGACACACGCAAUAUAAAAAUAAGUUAUAAAGAUAUAUAUACAAUAUUAUAUCAUAUGCAUUUUAUGAGAAUACAAUAUGUGGAUUUGGCUAUAAAAUGUAUAGAAUGUAUGUUUUAUAUGGAAAAAAAUUUUAAAAAUAUAUUUUCUCAAGAUAUAGAAUAUAUAACCAAUUCAUGUUGUCUUUUUUUAUUACUUAAUGAUAAUUAUGAUGAUCCAUUUUUUAGAAAAUUUGUAAAUCUUUAUAUAGAAAGUUUUUUUUCUUUUAUCGAUUCAAAUUUUGUAAAAAAUGAAUCACUGGAAAAAACAAAUGAAAGUAUUAAUAAUUAUUUGGAAAUGGAAAAAAUAAAUGAUGAUAUACAUUUAGCACAUUAUGAAGAAAAAAAUGGAACAGUAUAUUUUAAUAAUAAAAUUAAUUGUAAUGAACAAAUUGUAGAUAAAAAGGAUAUACAUAUGGCAUUUAAUAAAAAUAAAAAUAAAAAUAUUUACGCAAUAAUCAUAUUAACACUUAUAUAUGAAUUAAUAUAUAAACGUUCAAUAAAAAAAAAUUCAUCAAAUGUAAUAUACAACUUUAAUUUGGAAUAUAUAAAAAAUAAUAUAUAUGUCUUUUUACAAUACUUUAAUAAUAAAAAUAAUGAAAAGGAAAAAUGUGAUACUAUAUAUAUACUUGAGAAAUUAUUUCCAUUAGUAUAUUUUCCCAAUAUAAAUCCUAUACAUUUGAAAAAUAUAAGUAGAAAUAAUUAUUAUAUAUCUACUUUCAAUUUAACAUAUUUUCAAAAUGGAUAUAAUAAUUAUUUAAAAAGUGAACAUAUUAAAAAGGAAAUGAUAUCCAACCAAUAUAUACUUAAUGAAAUAUAUAAAAUAUUAAUAAGUUUAAAACAAAAGGAUUAUAUUUUUAAAUUGAUAAAUAAAAGUCAGAAAAUAUCUUUCUUUUUAUAUAUUCAUUAUAUAUAUAUAAAAAAUAUAAGAAAUGGAGAUAAAAUAGCCAUCUUAUUUGCACCAAAAAAUUAUUAUUAUAAUACAAUUGAUGAUGCUAAUUUUGGAUUAACUUCUAAAAUGGGAAAAACAUUAUUUGAAAAGAAACAUUUUACAAAAGAAGCUAUAGCACUAUUAGAGUAUUUUAAAAUAUAUUUUAAUAAGGUAUAUUUAGUAGACUAUUAUACAUGGGAAAAUAUGAUAAACAUACAGGAAAAAAAGAAUUAUUUUGUAAAUUUGUUUAAUAUAUGA
Plasmodium gaboni is the source of this 3024-nucleotide messenger RNA. RefSeq lists its product as hypothetical. Lineage: Eukaryota; Apicomplexa; Aconoidasida; Haemosporida; Plasmodiidae. The record is from RefSeq and is a predicted model, not a curated record. The transcript has a single exon. The coding region runs from base 1 to 3024 and encodes 1007 amino acids.